This is a messenger RNA of Zea mays, 1560 nucleotides long. RefSeq lists its product as uncharacterized. Gene Ontology annotation, molecular function: phosphatidic acid binding. NCBI's taxonomy places the organism in Eukaryota, Viridiplantae, Streptophyta, Magnoliopsida, Poales, Poaceae. The record is from RefSeq and is marked predicted.
CGGUUCUCAUCCACCCCGAGCUCCCCCAACGCGUUUUACCACAGACCAAUAAGUGGCCAAUCCCUCGCUGCCCCCACACUCCAGAAGUCCAGACCAAAGCUCUAAAGUCCAAUCCCUCGCUAGCCACUUGCCAUCUGAUCAACCAGCCAGCCGAUCUCAGCGAUCCGCCAUGGCCACCGCGUAUUACGAGAGGCCCCGUGGCGGCGCCGUCGAGGAGGCGGACGACUUCGAUGAGUUCGACCCCACGCCGUACGGCGGUGGGUACGACCUCGCCGUCACCUUCGGUCGCCCGCUGCCACCGUCCGAGGAAACCUGCUACCCGUGCUCGGCGCCCUCGACCUCCUACGACGCACCGCACUACGCCGCCUCCGAGCCGUCCCCCUACGGUCACCACGCCAAGCCAAAGCCCAACUAUGGGUUCCGCCCCCAGCAGGAGCAACAGCCGUCUUACGGCAGCGGCUACGGAUCCAGGCCCGAGCCCGCUGCGGAGGAGGGCGGUGGCUAUGGAUCUGGCUUCGGAUCCGGGUAUGGGAGGAAGAAGCAGGAGGAGGAGAGCUACGGCUCUGGAUAUGGGAGGAAACCGCAGGCGGAGGAGAGCUACGGGUCCGGCGGGUACGGCUCUGGCUACGGCGGUCAGACCCGGCCGGAGGAGAGCUAUGGGUCAGCAGGGUAUGGAUCUGCCAAUCCGCAGGCUGAGACAUACGGCUCUGGCUACGGGAGGAAGCCACAGGUAGAGGAGAGCUACGGAUCGGAGUAUGGGUCUGGGUUCGGGAGGAAGCCGCAGAUUGAGGAGAGCUAUGGAUCGGGGUACGGGAGGACGCCGCAGGUUGAGGAGAGCUAUGGAUCUGGUUACGGGAGGAAGCCUCAGGUUGAGGAGAGCUAUGGAUCUGGGUACGGCAGCAGGCCGCAGGGUGGGGAGGAGUAUGGCAGUGGUGGUGGUGGGUAUGGGAGGAAGGCACAGGAGGAGACCUAUGGCUCCUCGGGGUAUGGCUAUGGCAGGAAGAACGAGGAGCAGAGCUAUGGUGGUUCUGGCUAUGGUUAUGAGAAGAAGGCAUCUGAGGAGGACGAAGGUGCCUUUGGCUCUGGUGGUUACCGGAAGCCAAAACCCUAUGACGAGGAGACACAGGGUUCAUACGGUUAUGGAGAGGAGCAGCCCAAGUAUCAGAGUGGCGGGUAUGAGAGGCCGAGCUAUGGUGGGGGAGAGGGGUACUAUGGCCGCAAGAAAGAUGAUGACGACUCGGAUGAUGAGAAGAAGCGGCGUCAUUCUAAGCACCACCACCAUGGCCACCACUACGAUGACUAAGCACCAGUGCCUUCUGCUGGGCGUUGCCCUGGUUCACCGCUACUGCUACUAUAUCCAUUCGCUUGCAUAAAUAAAGACGGCUGUGUACCUUCUGGACACUGGACCACCGUUGCGACGUUGCCUCUGCAUUGUUACAGCCGAGCCGUGAGUGUGCUGUUUAUUAUCUAAUGUUCAAAUCGUUGUGAUGAACCACCGUCCACGCCUGUUGAUGCCGAACCGAAUGUCUGGAUUUACUUUGCGCCUGUUCUUGUGGUGUU